Messenger RNA from Clonostachys rhizophaga, 753 nucleotides. Lineage: Eukaryota; Fungi; Ascomycota; Sordariomycetes; Hypocreales; Bionectriaceae. The record is from the annotation of a GenBank genome assembly.
AUGGAAACGAAUCCCAGGACAUGGGUCAUUGUAGGUGCUUCUCGAGGAAUUGGCCUGGAGCUCGUCAAGCAACUGUUGGAGCGCGGGGAGCAGGUCGUCGCGGCCGUGCGCAAGUUAUCUGCCGCUCCCAAGCUGUUCGAGUUGAUCGAGUCGCAGAGGGCUCGGGACAGAUGCACGGUUGAGCAAUGUGAUAUCGCGAGCGAUGAAAGCAUAAGCAGAUUCGUCGGCAAGAUCAGCGACGCCGUCAACACCAAGCGCAUGACGCUGGGCAACGUCGUCCUCAACGCGGGCGUGCUGCAGUAUCCCAACCGGGCCACCGAGCUCUCCUUUGCGGAUUUCGCCCUUCAUCUUCACACCAAUACCAUCGGGCCCAUCAUCUGCGCGCAGAAGCUGCUCAAUAUAAGCAUCGACGCCCCGCCGCCCAAGAUCAUCUUCAUCUCGUCCGACUCUGGGUCGGCGUCUCAGUUCCCAGAGUUCGAGGACGGGUUCGGCGCGUACGCGGCCAGCAAGAGCGCGCUGAACCAGAUGAUGCGGCACAUGGCGGCCGAGCUGGGGAGGUCGGAGACGAAGAAGCGCGAGACGGUGGUUUUGGCGCUUCAUCCCGGGGAGGUGGCGACUGACAUGGCCGACAUUCAACUUAGUUGGGAGGUGAAGGGCUCCAUCAGCCCCGCGGAGAGUGUGUCCGGCAUGCUGGGCGUGAUCGCGGAGAAGGGGGAAGCCGAUACGGGGACUUUCUGGUGUUGGAACGGCAUG